Messenger RNA from Chenopodium quinoa (quinoa), 747 nucleotides. RefSeq lists its product as uncharacterized. The record is from RefSeq and is a predicted model, not a curated record. NCBI's taxonomy places the organism in Eukaryota, Viridiplantae, Streptophyta, Magnoliopsida, Caryophyllales, Amaranthaceae. The transcript has 2 exons. The coding region runs from base 1 to 747 and encodes 248 amino acids.
AUGAACUCUGAUUCAAAUUCUUCUAGUUCAUCUAGUUCUGGGUUAUUUGAUUACAUGGUGAACGACUAUGUAGAGUGGCAUGAAUCAAUUACCCAAAGGCGAAAAGAAGAUGAAUUGAUCGAGGAAGCGAUCAAUACAACUGUUGUUCCCUUUGUAACAUCAACUUAUCAGACCCCUUUCACUCUUGAACCUACGUACCAAAGGUGUCCCCAACCAUUGUACCCUGCUAAUAUGUUUCGUCGACGGUUUCGCAUGCGUAAGAAUGUGUUCACACGCAUUGUUAAUCAACUAAGCGAAAGUGAUGUUUACUUUCAACAAAGGCCGGAUGCCACCGGAAGACUAGGUGCAUCCCCCCUCCAAAAAUGCACUGCAGCAAUUCGAAUGUUAGCAUACGGUACAUCUGCCGAUGCAGUUGACGAGUAUCUUAAAAUCGCGUCAAGUACUGCAAGAGAAGGUUUGGCUCACUUUGUUGAAGGGGUCGUAGCUCAAUUUGGACCAGAGUACUUGAGGAGGGCAAAUACUAUGGAUACUGAACGGCUCCUCCGUGAAAGUUAUGCUCGUGGAUUUCCUGGUAUGAUGGGCAGCAUUGAUUGCAUGCAUUGGGAGUGGAAAAACUGUCCGCGUGCAUGGAAAGGAAUGUAUCAAGGUAGAAGUAAAACAACAACGGUGAUCUUGGAGGCUGUUGCUUCGCAAGACUUGUGGAUAUGGCACGCUUUUUUGGAACCUCGGGUUCUUGUAAUGAUAUAA